UUCUCGGGUACAGUAAUAGUGAUAACAAUAAUGAAGAGAACAUUGAUAUCAAUUAUAAUAACAAAAAUGAUAGUGGUACAUUUGAUGUCGGAGAGUUCGGUAAUGACAAUGUUGACUAUUCUUGUACAGUUGAGACUGAUAAUGUUGUUAAUCAUGAAAUAUCAAGUCAAACAUCUAAGUUAUCCCAGAAAUUUUUGGAAAGUAUAAUUUCUCGUAUAAUCUCUGAUUAUGAAUGAAAUUCCAAAACAACAAGUUCCUAAAAUUGAUCUAAUGACACCAGAACUUGCUGCGGCUUUGGAUAGAGCUAAUGUGAGUAGUAGGUCGGCGACUUACAUUUUUGCUGUUUUAUUAUCUAGCCUAAAUAUUGAUUGUGCAAGCGUAAACUUCAGUCAUUUGACUAUUCACCGAGCACGGGAAAACUUUCGCAAAGAAGCGACGUUAAAUCUGAAAACUAAUUUGGAAACUGAUAUAAUUAUGUGCUACAUUUUGAUGGAAAACUGUUGUCAGAUAUUACAGGUAUAGAAAAAGUUGACCGGCUUCCUAAUAUUUUAUCAUCAUCAGGUAAAUUUCAACUGUUAGGAGUCCCCAAACUAGAAUCUGGAACUGGACAAAAUCAAGCUUCAGCUAUUAUUACAACAGUAAAACAAUGGAAUAUUAAUACUGAUAACAUCAAAGCAUUGUGUUCUGAUACUACAGCGUCAAAUACGCGAUGGAUCAUUGUCGUGACGAUUACCGUGAACUCCUGCAAUUAUCAUCGAUAUUUUUGAGUGCUACUACCACAAAUAUUACAUUUAAGCAUCCUGGAGCCGUCCAUUAUGCAAGGUGGAUGGCUAAAGCAAUAUAUAGUUUAAAAAUUUUUUUAUUUAGAAAUGAAUUUCAUCUUACUAAAUCAGAAAUAGCUGGAUUACGAGAACUUAGUUUAUUUAUCAUAAUAUUCUAUUUAAAAGCUUGGUAUACUGCGCCGUGCGCUAUAGCACCACCUAAUAAUGAUUUAACUUUAAUUAAAGAAUUAAUUUCAUAUACAAAAUUUAAUAAUACUAUUUCACGGGCAUGCUCAGAAAAAUUAGCCAAUCACUUGUGGUAUUUAAAUAACGAGUUGUCUGUUUUAUCUCUCUUUGACGAAACUGUUUCGGUUGAAACAAAAAGAAGAAUAGUUCAUGCUUUAAAAAACUGUGAAACCAAUGAAACUACAACAAGUCGUUUUAUAAUCGAUAAGAAAAAUUUAGAGUCAUUAUUAAAUAAAGAUCUUAGUCAAUUUGUAUCUAUGAGAUCGAUAAAUCUGUUUAAAUCGUUUGAUUUGUCGUAUGAUUUCAUUGAUGAGGAUGUAACUUUGUGGCCUCAAAAUCUAAAUUACAAAAGAAACUUGGACUAUUUUGAGAAACUUCAAGUUGUAAAUGAUGUAGCAGAACGCGGCGUGGCAUUAAUAGAGCAGUAUAAUCGAUGCUUAACGAAAAAUGAAGAACAGCUUCAGUAUUUAUUGCAAGUAGUGACAGAACAUAGAAAACGAUAUCCUAAUUUAUAA
Cotesia glomerata is the source of this 1522-nucleotide messenger RNA. RefSeq lists its product as uncharacterized. The record is from RefSeq and is a predicted model, not a curated record. The transcript has 3 exons. Bases 710 to 1522 code for a protein of 270 amino acids. Lineage: Eukaryota; Metazoa; Arthropoda; Insecta; Hymenoptera; Braconidae.